AGCGAUGGCAGCGACGGCUAAAUCAAUGUAUUUGAAGAUGACCACAUCAUGCGGAGUAGGAAAAAAUGAUAGGCAACGAACAGCGUGAGAUCAUGUAAGUAAGUGUAACAACCUCCUCGACAUUUUCACUGUUGCUGGUCAAGGUGAAUUGAUUUCUUGAACAUAAUCGAGAAAUACCUGUUUUCUUCCUUGCAGUAAUUGAGUACACGCAAUAAACUCGUUGGAGGAACGUCACCAUCAUCGAACAUGUCGCAGCUUUUGAACAACCUCGGCAAGUCCUCUGGGCUAAACCUUGGUGCGGUCAGAUCCAAUUUGGAUGUCGGACUCAGCUUCAUGAAGGAAAAGUUUAAAGAAGUUGCUAAAACAACGAAACUUGGAGGAGUUUACGAUGACGACGAGCCGUCGUUUGAAACCAAUGACGGAGAAGUCCUAGUCCGCUACUUCGUCCAAGGUGGGAACCCGCAAGUGCCAGACGAUGAAGACAACAUGUUUUUGCUGCCGAGACUGCCAUACGUAUAGCUUUUUUACUUAUUUGCCAGACCGAAGCGUAUGCGUAAGCACAGACAGGACCAGGAGUAGGAUCGAUGAGAGGCUGCAUAGCUAGUAGCUCUAUUGACUACUAAGUAAGUAAAAUAAUCAAGAAGACGAGACGUUGAGAUUGGCCAGGUUUUUCGUCCUACUCCGGUUCUUUGACUUCGUCCUCGACUUCUUAGUGCUACAAAACGCCCUUUAUUUUUUUGCGACCUCCGUCCACGAGGACCCCAUCACAUUUGAACCAACGAACAGUACACGAAGGCAGUUGUGCUGCAGGAGUUUCCGAUGAAAGGCGAGUAUCAUUUUCGAUUCAAGAAGGAGGACGACGAGUUCGGCUUUGUGUGGAUGGAUCUGCCAGACCUUGAGGAUCUUGUCCCAUGCUAUCAGAACCAGAUACACAUCAAGGUAACAUAGUUCGACUUAUACCUCUUUCUAGCUUAAAUUUUGAUGUCGUGAUUAUUUGAUGCGCGUUGUAGUUCACUCGGAUCCAGAGAUUGAUUUUUAUCACUUCUGAGUGCAACUACUGCAAUUAUGAUCUCCUUUGUUCUCUUCAGUACCUCGUAAGACUGUCUAACCAGGACGGAGUAUUAUUUGAUUUCAGUUCAUUAUGUUGAGGUUGCUUGAUUCUGGUGCCCAAGAACAGGUUCUCGGAUUCCCGGAUGGAUCAUCACGGGAGUACGAUAAACUGCACAAUAUUCCUCGACCCGCAGAAAACAGGAGACCAGCACAGAAGAUGGCGACACGCGCUAGUGCAAAUGCCAGUAGUCCAGCGUCGAGGCCGCCGCGAAAUGAGGACUUGUUGGCUGGCGACGAUGGAUUCUACUCUGGAAGUAACAGGUCUGGAGCAUCGAACAACAUCAACAGCAGGGGAGCAGGAGGGCCACAGCAUCUGGAUGAUUUUGGUGCCUUCACCUCCUCCGCGCCUGUGAUGCCUGCUACAUCAAGCGGCUUUCAGUCAGCUACGGGGUCGGUGAGCAGGUCUAGCAGUUCAAGCGGUGCCUCUGGAGGAGCAGGAUUUAAUCCCAGCGCUAGAAGUCAGCCAAUGACGCGCGCAGAGGAUCUCAAUCGCGAUGAGCUAGUGCGGAAACGGGAAGAGGAGAAAGCACAGCGAAUACAAGAAAAGUUAGAGAAGCAUUCAGCUGCCCGAUCACAAGAUGAAAGCGGCAAACAGGAGCGAGCGGAUGCAGCAAUCGAACUCAAAAAAGUUAUGAACAACAAAGCAUGUUCAGGUUUGUUGACGCUUCGUCUUUAUCUGUUGUAGCCGUUAGUGUCAAGAAAAUUAGUAUGGAAGUAUUCUCCCGCGUAGUUUUCAACACGUCGAUAUUCAUAUUCAAGAAAUUACAAAAAUCCUUCCUGCUAAAAGUAGAAACGUUGUUUGUCUCUUCCUACAUACAAGCAUAUUUUCUAAGUCCUAGCUCGAUGGCUGGGCGCUCAACCCGCAAGAUCAGAGCUGGCGUGACGUGAGAACGCUCCUGGCGACGAUCCAGGACGUGAUAUGGGAAGGGAGCACUUGGCAUCCGGUUUCAUUAGGCGACUUGAUGAUGAAUCCCGGUCGAGUCAAGAAAUGCUGGCAAAAAGCGAUUUUGAUAUCUCAUCCCGACAGACACAACAAUGCGGAUGGGAAACGCAGGUACCGCGCAGAACGCAUAUUCGAGGCAAUCAACGAGUCCUUCAAAAACUUCAAACCAUGAAGAUAAACUAGAAGAAGAAGCUACAACCUCCUUCAAGCUUCUGGAAAUCAAGAUAGCAAGCUCACCCUUAUACAACAGCGACCAAAUUAAGCAUGUUCCCCACCACUUUAUGUACUAGAAGUAUACCGCCACCCGCUUGAUUAUCGUCCCCAUUGUGAUCACAGGAAGAUGCCUCCGAUCACUUUUACUCUUUGGAAUUUAGUUUUUGAUUUUCUGAAUUUGUAUCGUUACAACGGUCACAAACUACCAAAGGGAAACGUGACGUUUGUCCGAAGACGAUGAUGUGUUUUCCCC
Amoebophrya sp. A25 is the source of this 2519-nucleotide messenger RNA. The record is from the annotation of a GenBank genome assembly. Lineage: Eukaryota; Dinophyceae; Syndiniales; Amoebophryaceae.